AUGAUUGGGUCACUCUUGUAUCUUACCGCCAGUAGGCCUGAUAUUGUGUUCAGCGUGGGAUUAUGCGCUCGAUUUCAAACUAGUCCCAAAGAAUCUCAUCUCCAAGCUGUUAAAAGAAUUCUCAGAUAUUUAAAAGGAACCACUGAUUUAGGACUAUGGUAUCCAAAGGGAAGUAACUUCGAAUUAGUAGGGUAUGUCGAUGCAGAUUAUGCUGGUUAUCUAGCAAACAGAAAACAUACCACAGAUACUCAUAAAAGUCUUACUUCUAACCCAUCAGUGAAGGCUCCAGUUCGAGUGACUCGAUUUGUACAGCGUACUCGGGAUGCAAUGCUUCUUGCUAAGUCGACUAAGAAAACUCGCUCGGUGCAAAGUAAGUUUGUUCUCCCUUCUAAUCCUAUAGAGAUUGAUGAUGAUGACAUUAUUGGACCCAAAAAGAGUAGAAAACAAAAAAGAAAUACAUCUAAACCAGAAUAA
Molecule: messenger RNA, 474 nt
Organism: Solanum stenotomum
Lineage: Eukaryota; Viridiplantae; Streptophyta; Magnoliopsida; Solanales; Solanaceae
Product: secreted RxLR effector protein 161-like
Exons: 2
Coding region: 1-474 (157 amino acids)
Source: RefSeq, a predicted model, not a curated record